Eutrema salsugineum is the source of this 812-nucleotide messenger RNA. Its product is annotated as 30S ribosomal protein S17. The record is from RefSeq and is a predicted model, not a curated record. Lineage: Eukaryota; Viridiplantae; Streptophyta; Magnoliopsida; Brassicales; Brassicaceae. Gene Ontology annotation, cellular component: ribosome. The transcript has 3 exons. Gene Ontology annotation, molecular function: structural constituent of ribosome. Gene Ontology annotation, biological process: translation. The coding region runs from base 175 to 525 and encodes 116 amino acids.
ACUCAUCGAAACAUUACACCACUGUUCUUCUCUUCGAUCUCGGAUUCUCUCAAGACGAAGGAUUUUUUUUGUUCAUUCUCUCGGUUGAUUUUCUCGUGUUCUGCUAGUAAAUUUCUCUCAUUCGUAUUUUUUUUUUCCUGAAUUUCGCUCACCGGAAAAGAAAAAACAAAAAAAAUGAAGCCAGUAAUAGGCACAGUGGUAUCGAACAAGAUGCAGAAAUCUGUAGUCGUCGCCGUCGACAGACUCUUCCACAAUAAGCUCUACAAUCGCUACGUCAAGCGCACUUCCAAGUUCAUGGCUCACGACGAGAAAGACUCUUGUAACAUCGGCGAUCGAGUGAAAUUAGAUCCAUCAAGGCCUUUGAGCAAGCAUAAGCAUUGGGUUGUUGCAGAGAUCAUCAAGAAAGCUCGAAUCUAUUCUCCUCAAGCAGCCGCUGCUGCUGUUGCUGCUGCUGCAACCAGUUCCUCAGCCUCCAUUGCUGACUCUACUGCCCAGUCUCAGAUUCCUCCAUCUUCCACUUCUUAAGUUUUGCUAGGAAGGGAAAUGUGUCUCUAGAAUACACACUGGAUUUCAUGAGCUCCAAAGGAGACGGCACAAGGCGUUGUACUGAUCAAUAUAUUCCAUCAAAGUGUAUUGCUUUUGGGUGAUGUCUGUGUUAUUUGGUUUCCUGAGAUGAUUAUGAUAAUUUAGUCAAAGUUAAUGAAUAACACUGUUAGUAAACUUUGGGUUAGUGAGCUUUGAAUGUGUCAUGUGUCAUUUUGGCAAGUCUGUGCAUUGCAAUUUGAGGCAUGGAACAAUGAGUAAAAUCUCAU